AUGACCUCCGUCGUAGGCACCCAACCGUCCGUCACUGACACCAGCUCGGCGACGCCGACUAGUGUGGGCUCGGAUCCAAACUUCACCUUCGGAACCAUGCCCUACACGAUGGACACCUGCGGGUCAACCACCGUUGGUUGGGACUACAUCGGCGCCGACUGCAACAUCACUCUCCUGAUCUCCACCGUCGUGACCAACCUUGGCGACGUUAGCAGUCCAAUCUUAGAUUUGGUUAUCGGGCAGGAUGUCGAUGCGGCUUCGGAGUCGUUCUUGUGGUCGUCGGUCAAUCUUACGGCGGGGAUUUACGUUUUGUGGGCGAUGGGUCCAAACAUCGCAGCUGAGUCCACCAUAUUCACGAUCGUUAACGGCACCAACACCUCCUGCCUCUCUGGAGUCCCCGCCCAUUCGCCGGCGUCCACCGCGAAACCAGUCCCGGAUGGCAAUGGGACGAAUGGUACUACAACUCAAACAUCAUCGAUACUAUCUGAGAAGACAGCGGUUCCACAGCCUUCCCCUUCUACCACACGCCACUCUCAGGCUCGUUCAGGUAUCAUUGCCGGCGGCAUCGUUGGAGGUCUCGGCGUGCUGGCAGCUGCCAUUGUCGCUUUCGUCUACCUUCGGAGGCGACGUGCGCAUACACACGGGACGGUGGGGGAACAAGAGAGGGAGAAGGUUCCAGGCGCCCUUGUGCAGGACGACUCCGAGAAGCACUCUUCCCCCCUGGGGCAUCAGAGGUCCAUCACUCCCCUCAGCGAGCCACCUCGCCUGGAGCCCAAUCGUGGACAGCCCUUUGUUGCAUUGCGUCCGGCAGCCCUUCAGUCCCCCGAAGUUCAGAUUAUCUCCGACGUAAAAGGCGGAACCCUCAGACGCGAGCCUUCUAUCACAUCUCCUACUCCCCCGACGAGCUCGAAUUUGCAUCCUGCUGUGGAUCCCAACGGGGACGCCCAGAGUGUGUCGACUCGCACGUACAGCUACAAGACCAGUGAUUCAGACUCCUCAGGCGUCGGCCUCCUGGAUUCGCUCGUCCCCUCCUCCGCGACCUCACAAAUGUACCGCGGGUGGGACAGCGACGUCGGGAGCGCCCGGGGACGCUGGAGCUCCCUUCAUGGCGAUCGAUAUUCGAGGUAUUUGGACGGGUCGGUUUCGGCGUACUCCCUCGAGGACCUUGCGACGCUCCCUCCCCUCGAGGUUGCGGACAGAGCCACGUUUCCGGAUGGAUGUUGA
Molecule: messenger RNA, 1224 nt
Organism: Trametes versicolor FP-101664 SS1
Lineage: Eukaryota; Fungi; Basidiomycota; Agaricomycetes; Polyporales; Polyporaceae
Exons: 1
Coding region: 1-1224 (407 amino acids)
Source: RefSeq, a predicted model, not a curated record